CUAUACACUGAGAAAUAGCUUCAUAAGCAUCAGUUAAUCAGAUUCAAUCUCUCACAUAAAAAAAAAACAGAUAGUUAUGAAUUCAAGCAAACUUGAACAAGACCUGUUCCAUCAUCCUCGGCCGUUGGAUGACCACCGCCAACUACCACCGGCGCCGGAGUUUUGUCUCCCUCCGAUGCCGGAAUUUGACUUUUUCCGUGACGAUGAUGAAGACGGUGAUGAUUCCGUUAGCCAUACAUCUUCUGAAGGUAUUCCUAAUUUCUCAAACGACGUCGUUUCGCUAAAUAAGUUUUCGAAAAUUAUUACAAAUGCGAAUACGAAUAUAGAUAUAGAAACAAAUGCAAUUACAAAUACAAACCCUAGGUUUCCAUAUAUUGAUCCCGAGCCACAUAUAUCAUCUCAGUUUUAUACAUUUAAUAUUGAAUCACAUUCGUUGAUGAUCCGGUGUAUUCUCGCCGGCCGGAUUGCUACUUCCGAUGAGAUUACGGCGGCGACACCUUCAACGGUGUUGAAUAGCUGGCGGUCGGUGUGGAAGGACCGGAGCGAGGAUACGGCGUAUGUUACGGCAUGGAAACGGAUUCAGGAUAAGUUGAAUGUUCAUGUGAGUGAACACGGAAAUGAGUUUUUGUGUUUUAAGAAUAGUUCGAGCAAUCAAUUUGUUUCACAUAUUGGUCAGUGGCAAGAGAUAGUUAUGAGUUUCCAUGGUGAUACUGAUUUGAAGCAUUUAGGGUUAAAAGAGACGAUAGAGAGGAUUAAGCAAGUGUGGACUGUAGGUGGUAAGUUUUAUGGGAUACCUGAAUCGUAUAUUAGGGUUUGUGUAGCUGCCUGUCCUGUUUGUUCGGAGGAUAAUGGGAGUAUGGGAGCACGGGGGAAGAGGAGGAGGUUUGAGUACACUGAGUCGUUUGAGGUGCCCGCGAAGGAAGUGCCGAAGAAGUUGAGACAGUUAGCGGCUAAACAUAAGGUUGUUUUGUGUAUAAGGCAGAAGUAUAUUAGGUAUAAACCGUUUAUGGCAGAGGUUAAGGAUUAUGCGUGUCACAGAGCAGGAGAACCUGCUGCUGCUUCUUCAUCAUCGAAGAAGUCUAGGAAUGUGAAGAGAGAACCGUAUGCUUCAAAAAGAUGUGGAUGUAGGUUUCGGAUAAGAGCAAUUUUGCCUAUUCUGAAUUAUAAUGAGAAGGAUAAAAGUUUUGUAUAUCAAGAAGAGGGAAAGGCUGUGUUUAAACUGUAUGCUGUUCAUUCUGGGCACAAGCCGGGGCCGUCGGAUGGUAAUGCAAGGAUAAUGCAUAGAGUUGUUGGGCAUAAAGGAGGGUUAUUGAUGGAACAGGAUUUGAUUUAUGGUAUGAGUGAGGAAGAAGAGAAUGAGGAUUUUGCGUUUAUGGGGGAGGAUAAUGGGGAUAUGCAUUUUUCUGUCGUGCGGCAGGUUAAGGAGUUGAGAAGUGAAGUUGGGCUUCUUGAAGGAAAAAUGGCAAAAAUCCCACCAACACUGCUAGGUUCAGUGUCUCAAGAAUUGUUUGAUAUAUUGAAUAAAGUGCGAAGUAUAGGAGCAUAUGAGCCGAAGUCACCUACGCUGCUCUCUGAGAAGCUGCAUCCUGAUGAUGUAUUGGUGGGAGAGAAUGAUUUAGCAGAUUGGAGCCGUGAUCAAAGGAUUUUUGGGGAUGACAAGGAUACAGAUUUAAUUGAAGAUGAUGAUGAUAGUUUCGGUCGAACGCUUGGAGAUGUUGCUUCAUGGGAUCAGAUCAGGGCAGAUUGCAGAACUGAGAAGGAUCUUUUGGGCGAGUCUUAUAAACCUGAAAAUUGGCUGAAAUGUAGCAGCCCUGAUGAAAAAACUAUACUCAAUCUUGAAAAUUCUAAACCAAUAAAGCCCCUGAGGCAUGAUGAAACCUUGGAGGCAGACAGUCUUGUUGCUUUGCAAGUUGAUAGCUUUUACCCUGAGAAUCCUAAAUGGUAUGAAUCUUCUUGUGGCUUGGAUCCUGAAACAAAUUGUGAUGAUAACAGGGAAAUUGUGUAGAAAGAGGGGGGAUAAGUGCACAGUAACAUUAUUGUAUCUCACUCACCUUUUUAUAAUCGCGAGUUGUAUAUUUGUGUACCCUGAAGAAUCAAUUGGCUCCCUUGCUUUAGGCCUAUGCUGCUUGUGACUCUGUAAAGUAAUAGUCAUUUAGGCUUUUCUGCACAUACUUUUGUAUGACUAUGACUAUAUGUCAAUUAUGUUGUGAACCGAUAAAUUUAUAACUUUGUUUUACGCAUCAAUGAAUUUUCAGUUUCUUGAAUUUAA
Messenger RNA from Erigeron canadensis, 2269 nucleotides. RefSeq lists its product as uncharacterized. The record is from RefSeq and is a predicted model, not a curated record. NCBI's taxonomy places the organism in Eukaryota, Viridiplantae, Streptophyta, Magnoliopsida, Asterales, Asteraceae. The coding region runs from base 77 to 2005 and encodes 642 amino acids. The transcript has a single exon.